AUGAAAGGUAUAAGAUUAGAGCGUAAUUAUAAAAAAUAAAUAUUAAUUUAUAUGUUACUGACUAUCAAAUAUUAGAAUAGAGUGAAAUAAUUGAAUUUGGAUGGAAGAAUAAAUGUUUAGUCUUUAUAAAUAUUAUUAGGACAAUUAUUUAAUAUAAAGAAUAAAGUUAUUGGAUUGAUUGAUUCAGAUGGCAAUUAUUUUGAUUUAGUAUAAUUUGUCUAAUAAUUGAAUUAAACAAGGUGCAACAAAUUCACAUUAGUAAGUGAUGAUGGGUAACCUGUGACAGAUAAUAAGUUAUAUUAAACAACUUUGAAAUAUAGUUCAACUUCAGAAUACAAUAAUAAGCUUCAUUUUAUUGACUUUAUUUACGAUAUGGAAGAGUUUUAGAAUAUGCUGGGCGAUGAAUAGUACACUUGCAUUUAUCUGAUUGAUGAAAACGAUGGAUUAGGAUUUGAUUUUCUAAUUGGCUUGGAACCUUUAAUUAACAACCUAAACCCUUGGAUCAACUUUUAUUAUUGUUUCAACAAUAGAUUGCAUGAUUAAAACAGAGAAUAUGAUAUUCAAAGCAAUACAUUAUGGGUGUACAAAGGAUCAAAAAGAAUUGUAUCAAUUUAAUUGAAUAACGAUAAAAAAAUGAAGUAGAUUGAUGAGAUACUAUAAAAACUUGUUUAGACUAAAAUCUUAGGACAUAGUGUCAUGAAUUCUAACAUCAGAAAUUAAUCUUAAUUGUCUUCAUAAUAGUCACCAGAAAAGAGAAGAAGUAAAUCUAUAAGAAAAUUGGUUGAAGAAUCCUAAAUACACACUAAUUAAGGUUUGAACAAUUCUAAAUUAAUUGGUUCUCGAUAUAGUACUAGAGUGUAAGCACAGGUUAUUUAACGUGAAGCAUCAAGAGGUAGCGACAUACCUGAAGAUCAAGUCAUAUAUAAUCUAUCAAAUCCCUAUGAAUCAAUAAUAAAUCAGUAAAAUCUUUUGUUUAGGGUUGUUGCUGAAUUGGAAGACAAGAAUUUACUUGAUAUAACAAUGACCAGAUUGGUCAAAAAACUUCUGAUUGAAGAGAAUAAAGAGAUUAUUGCUAUUUUAUUGUAGUAUUCUCAAAGAAUACUAGAUAUAUAAGGAUUAUGUGUGAGAUUGAAUAACAUAAUUGAGAAGUCAACAAAUCAAUAAAGACCUGCUUCACCAUUUUAAAAUUUAAAGUAGACCAAAUAACCAGUAAAUAAUAAUAUUUCAGAAUCUGUGGAGGAUGUUAAAAAGUUCAUUAUGGAAAAAUAUAAUUGCAAUUUCACAUCUGAAUAAUAUGGUAUUAUCAAUCAUCUGUGGAGUCAAAAAGAUUAAGUGGUAAUUAGAAUGUGCACAGAUAUUUGUAAAAAAGAAAUUAAGAAAGAAUAGGUCUCUUUAAAGCCUUUGCAACUUUAUGCAGAUACUAAAUUCAAUGAAUUACUUAAUUAAAAUUUCAAGAAAUCAGAAAUUACUAUCAUCUAAGAAUAAAAAAAUUCAAAAUCAGGAUUUAUUUAUGCUACAUUAUAACAUUUUAGAUAUGAGACCAAUGUUAAUUAUUUUAUUGAUGAUUUGAGGAAAUCUCUAUAAUAAAUUCAUAAUUAAAACCAACUUUUAACAGGCCCAGAAAAAUAAACGAAUUAAUAAUCAAAGGAAAUUAAUCUCUUCAAAUUUCAAUCAUCUAAGGCUCCAUCUCCAUUCUGCGUAUUGAUGCCAAAAUUUUAAAAUCUAGUUAAUGAAUCUCUCUCGCCUCCUCCUUAACCAAAACUAUAGUAGUAGGAUGAAAAUGGUAACAAUUAUCAAUCUUAUGGUAAAAUAUCUGAUGAAUUAAAAAGAGUUCAAUUAUUCCAAAACUUUCCAAUUUAACCAAUGCAAUAAGAAAAAUAGUAAGAAGCAUAAUAGUAGAGUAGCUAAUAAAAUGAUUCAAAAUAAGAGUUGUCUCAGAAGAAAUCAAAUAAUGUGGCUAUUUAGGAUCUAAUUGUUAGUGAAGAGAAUUUUAUUUAAAGAAAGUAAGAAUAGAGAAUUUAAUAUGAUAUCAAUAUCUAAAAAUUCUAUUCUAUUUAAAUAGAAAUGGAGAUUAACUAAAAUUUUUAAGAUAUGAUAAGUUAAAUGGAUUUGGAUGAAAAAAAGUUGAGAUAAGUUGAAUAAUUGUUCUCGGAUCAUAAUGAAUAACUUUAUGAAAUAAUUAAAGGGUUCAAUUCCUCUCGCAUUGUAAUGAAUACUAGAGCAAAAUUGAUCAAAUUGCUCUCUGAAAAAUAAAAUGAUACUCAGGAUUAUAGAAAAACCAAGAUGUAUAAUUUAUUUAUGAAUUAAGUGAGGUAAUUUACAUUAUAAAAACAUCUAUAAGAAAAUGAAAAAGUAUAUCUAUUGAAAAUGUUUAAAGAAAAUGAUUUAUAAGUAUUAGGAACACUGGAAACAUAUUUGUAAAAUCAAGAUGCCGAAGAUAUGUUGGAAACCCUUAAGAUGAUUAUUAAACAAUAUAGUAAAUUCACUAAUAUUAACUAAGUUGGAUCUGACUUAUCUCCAUUGGAACAGCCAUAAUUAAACACACCUGUUUUGGGAGCCAAAGAGAUAUUAUCAUAAAUAAAACAAUACUUUUCAGCUGAAGAGAAAAGCAGAUUAGAAACCAUUGCAAGUGGCUAAGGUGAAAACAGCAUCAUCGAACUCUAUUCUCAAUAUUAAUAAGAUUAGGAUUUGAAUGGAUUUAUAGCAGCAAUCAAAAAAUUAAGUCAAUAAGAUUCACUUAAAAAAUCACAUCAAUUCAUCACUUUCGAAGACCUAUUAAAAAAACUGUAAAAAGAUGGUUAAUUGAAAAUUGAUGAUUAUAUGUUGAAUGAGAUUAGUAAGAAAAAAAAUGAGUAAAGAAUUAAGGGCGUUUUUGAAAUCUACUUGUAUUCCAAGAAUAUUGAUGAUUUUGUAGAGAGCAUCAAAAGUAUAUUAAGACUAUUGCGGUAAUAAAUGAUCUAAUAAUUAUUAGAGCAGUUAGAGACGGAGAAUCUCUUAUCUGAAAAUCAAUUAUUGAAAUUAAAAGAAAUUGCACAUGAGUAUCAUAAGGACCAUGCAAAAUUAGUAGGAGCAUUCUCAUUGUAUUGGGAAUAGUCUCAAACAGACCCAGAAGGAGCAAAAAAUGAGAUUUUAGAAACUCUAAAUAUAUUUGUUGAAUGA
Molecule: messenger RNA, 3159 nt
Organism: Paramecium tetraurelia
Lineage: Eukaryota; Ciliophora; Oligohymenophorea; Peniculida; Parameciidae
Exons: 5
Source: RefSeq, a predicted model, not a curated record